Messenger RNA from Paralichthys olivaceus (Japanese flounder), 2210 nucleotides. The record is from RefSeq and is a predicted model, not a curated record. Lineage: Eukaryota; Metazoa; Chordata; Actinopteri; Pleuronectiformes; Paralichthyidae.
GCCGGGGUGACCUGAUUGGCUCUGACUGUUUGACGCAGGAGGAAGUGAUUAAGACCAACGCCUGUGUGAAGGCGUUGACCUACUGUGACCUGCAGUACAUCAGCCUCAAAGGCCUCCGUGAAGUGCUCUGUCUGUAUCCCGACUACGCCCAAAAGUUCAUCACCGAGAUUCAACACGAUUUGACGUACAACCUCCGGGAAGGACACAACACGGAGACAGACUGCGAGAGCAACGGAGGAUUCCUGAAGAAGCUUCCCUCCAUCAAGGAGGACGAGGAGGGGUCCGGGUCCGAGGGGGAGCACUCUCCCCUCGCCAAGAUGUCCGCCCUCGGAAGCCUGGGCCGGGGGCUGCGCUCCCCACUGCGCUCCCCUCUGCGCUCCCCUCUGCUGCCACCGAGACCCUUCAGGCCGGCGAGUGAUCGUGCUCGGCCCGCCAGCCUGCAGAUCCCCGUGGUGAGCUUCAGAUGCCUGCAGCCGGACCUCAGCCCUCGGUUUGUGGACGGGUUCGAGACAGACAACCACAGCGCUGCAGCUCCGAAGUUUGAUUUUACUCCCAGUGCAUCUCCGAGUUUCUUACCCAGCCCUGACUCAGCCACCUCAGGGGCCCUGGAUGAUGGGGACACCAUGCAGACUAUUGCUAAGCUAAAACAUGAGAUGAGCGUCCUUUCCCGUCAGGUGACAGCUGUGAGUCAGGAGCUGCAGGAAAUGACGCGUCUCCUCAAGCCUCUCUUCCACAACCCCGCCGUGCUGCUGAUACCCAACACUGUGACUCCGCCUCCCAGCAUGUCUUCGCACAGCUGCUCCCCGGCCCCGCCCCUUCUCAUCCGAAACACACCUGUGGAAGGUUCAGGCGAACGGAACCGUCCGGCCGACCCGGUACCCGAGCCGCCCUCUCCUCAGCUCAGCAUGAAGGCCUCACGAGGAGAGUUCCAUCCCCUUCAGUGUUCCCCUCCCCAACAUCCUCCUCCACUUCCUCAUCACACCAACACGCCUCGCCACCUCUCCCAUCGCUCCGCUCCCCCAUCACUCAACAGCUCUCCCCAUGAGCACACAGCUGUGCCACAUCUUCACUCAUCCUCCUCCAUCCCCUCUCUUUUCUCAUCAAGCCAGCCGUCAUCCAUCAACCCCCUCUUGGUUCACUCAUCCGGACGUGGUAGCGAGCCACAGUCACAUCUCCUGUCGCAGUCUGAGUCCCAGCUCCAGUUCCAUCCUCAGUCCCAAUUCAUAUCCCAGUCUUCCCUCUCCCAGCCUCACCUCCAGCCCCUUCUCCAGCCCUCACACCCCCGAGAUCCAAUCCCGAACCUGCACGAGAUGGAGUGGGGGGAGAGCACGGCCCAGCUCAGCUUCGUCGACGAAGGACAGCCGUCAGCGUGAGCUGAGAAGAACGAGGCACUGACACUUGCACGGGACUGGACGGGGACCAGCAUGCACCACACGACUUACUGCAUGACAAACACUUGCCUAAAGUUUGGCAUGUGAGUAGGAUGUAAAUACAUUGGUUUUAAAGGAUUCUAAACUAUGAUCAUGUGCACCAGGUGUAAGCAGAUCCGAUAAUAAAAGAGUUGGUUUUACAGUUUCUCUUUUAUUAGUUUGAUACUUCGCCGUAAACCGAGAAGAAUUUAUGUGAAAAUCUGUGAGCGUGAAAACACUAUUUACACACUGCCAGACACAAACAGCUGAUGAUUCAAGUCUGAACUACAUCCAGUCUUAUUGAACCAAUCAGGAACCAGAGGAGGAAAAACAGGAAAAAAAGGACAGUUCAUUUUCUGAAAGACAGAUAGACGGAUAGUGAGGCAGAUGACGCCCCUGUCCACUGGCUUCCUCCUGUAGUUGUGCUGCUCAUGGAAGACCCACCAACCCUCCAGGACCCUGCAGGACUGAAGUGCUCUCAGAGGGGCAGACAUCAGUGUCUGGAUCUGCAGCGGCCUGAGUGAGGACGAUAAAGAAGACGACCAGGGGAGAAGAAUGAGAUUUGAGAUCUGGAGACUUGAUGACUUUGUGGAAAAACAGAUAUUGGGGAGAGGAAAGGGGGAUUUGGUGGAGGAGUGGCAGAAGAGUACAGGGUCGAUGACACAACAACGAAUGUGAAACACCAGAGGGAAACGUUGGAAAACCCAUAUUCUCUCAGGCUGGAGUCCCUCGUUUUCACCAAUGGAUGGAGUUUAUUCCCCAGCAAGUACAGCGACGUCCUGAGAACUCCACACACUGUGC